Letharia columbiana is the source of this 1296-nucleotide messenger RNA. RefSeq lists its product as uncharacterized. The coding region runs from base 1 to 1296 and encodes 431 amino acids. Gene Ontology annotation, molecular function: FAD binding. Lineage: Eukaryota; Fungi; Ascomycota; Lecanoromycetes; Lecanorales; Parmeliaceae. The record is from RefSeq and is a predicted model, not a curated record. Gene Ontology annotation, biological process: secondary metabolite biosynthetic process. The transcript has 3 exons.
AUGGCGUCAACCACCAACGCUCCUACGACUGAAUCGUCCAAGCCAAAGGCCUUCAGCAUCGCCAUUGCUGGCGGAGGCAUCAGUGGCCUGACUCUGGCACUUGGCCUCCUCAAGUAUGAGCACAUCGACGUCCAGAUCUAUGAAGCCGCACCCGCUUUUGGUGAAAUAGGCGCUGGUGUCGCUAUUGGACCCAACAGCCAGCGCGCUCUCAAACUCAUAGGACCCCAUGCACGGGACGCUUUCGACAAGCAUGCGACAUCGAACAUGUGGGAAGCUUACGCCGAUGUCUUCACAGAACACAUUGUCGGCGCAGGCGAGCAUGAAGGCGAAGCAUUCGCUUCCCAGAAGACCCAAGGCGGCAUGCGAAGCGUACACCGCGCUCAGUUCCUCGACGAGCUUGUCAAAGGAGUGCCUGCUGAACGUGCACACUUCAACAAGCGCCUCCAAUCCACCGAGGAAAAAGAAGGCGGCGGCGUGUUUCUCCACUUCAAGGACGGCACGACUGCAACGGCGGAUGCCGUCGUUGGAGCGGACGGCAUCCACAGCACCAUACGCGAGUAUCUCCUCGGAGAGCGCGACAUGGCUGCUCACUCCGUCUUUGCGGGCUCGGUCGCCUAUAGAGGACUUAUUCCAAUGGACAAGGCGGUGGAGAAACUGGGUGCUGAGUACGCGCAGAACUCGAUGAUGCUUUGCGGUCCCGGCAAAGCGAUUCUCAGCUACCCCACCGACCUCGGCAAGAUUAUGAACGCGGUAGUGAUAGACUUUGAGCGACCAGACUGGGACAGCGACAAGUGGAUCAUGCCAGCCACCUCCGAACAGCUUAACCGCCUCUUGAGCGGCUGGGGCAAAAAGGCGCACGGUCUCAUCGAGCUCCUCGAUAGUCCGAGUCUGACCGCUUGGGCCAUGCGUGACGACCUCCCCGCCUCCACGUACGCCAUCGGCCCCGUAGCGAUGAUGGGCGAUGCCGCUCACGCCUCGACUCCCUUCCAGGGCCAAGGCGCCGGACAGGCGAUCGAAGACGCUCUCGUGCUCGAGACCCUUCUCGGACGCGUACACGAUCCGAAGCACAUCCCCAACGCUUUCGCGGCGUAUGAUCAGGUCCGGAGACCGAGGAGCCAGAGGGUCGUGAAGACGUCACGGGAGGCGGGGGAACUGUUCGGCAUGAUGGCGAAGGGGGUGGGGAGUGAUCUGAAGAAGAUCGCAGAGCAGGCGGACACGAGGAUGCACUGGAUCUGGAAUCGGGAUCUGGAAAAGCAGAACGGAGAGGCGAUUGCGCUGUUCGAGGAGAGUUUGUGA